This is a messenger RNA of Xyrauchen texanus (razorback sucker), 3825 nucleotides long. Its product is annotated as protein HEXIM1-like. The coding region runs from base 171 to 1163 and encodes 330 amino acids. The record is from RefSeq and is a predicted model, not a curated record. The transcript is spliced from 2 exons. Gene Ontology annotation, molecular function: cyclin-dependent protein serine/threonine kinase inhibitor activity; 7SK snRNA binding. Gene Ontology annotation, cellular component: nucleus; nucleoplasm; cytoplasm. Gene Ontology annotation, biological process: negative regulation of cyclin-dependent protein serine/threonine kinase activity; negative regulation of transcription by RNA polymerase II. NCBI's taxonomy places the organism in Eukaryota, Metazoa, Chordata, Actinopteri, Cypriniformes, Catostomidae.
UCUUUCCGUAGCAGAAGCGAAUUGGAGUUUGUGCUAGAGGGAAAUGUUCUUGUGGUCGCCAAGAAACCAAGUCAAUAGUACACGGAACGGAAAGGGUUAACAUUUAACAGUCUUAGAUAGCAUAAUAACUCAAACACGAGAUUUGAGUUGCACGGUGGGAGUGUACAGUUAUGGAGCUUAUUAAAGAAGAAGCCACACCGGAGGAUGACAGCAGAGGGCGGCAGAGUCUGUCAAGAGUCGUCACCUCGAAACAAGUGCAAACAAAUCAGCUGGAGAUCUGCAGGGGUCUGGUGUCUGGAAAUACACAUCCUAUGUGCCGCGGCCGGGAUAGGAGCGAUCUGGAGCCCAAGGCUGGCGACGCUGCAAGCGAUGACGGGUUUCCUGUUGAUAAAACGUCCGGCGCCGUCCGCGAAACCCCCGAGAAAGACUCUCGUUGCACUGGAGAACAUACCGAGGGCUUGUCAGAUGGCCGCCAAGGCAAGAAGAAACACCGGAGGCGACCCUCCAAGAAGAAGCGCCGCUGGAAGCCUUACUUCAAAUUAACCUGGGAAGAGAAGAAAGAGCUGGAUGACCGGGAGACGGCACGGGCAUCGCGAAUGCGAGCCGAAAUGUUCGCCAAAGGUCUCCCCGUCGCCCCGUACAACACCACCCAGUUCCUGAUGGAGGAGCACGACCGCGAAGAACCCGAUCUCAACACGGAGCUGGUCGGCCGAAGAUCUGGGGCGAUCCGCUCCGACGACACGGCCAGCGAGGAGGAGAAUUUUGAAGCCGAGGAGGAAGACGAAGAGGAAGGCGUUGACGGCGAGGGGAGCGACGGGAUGGGCAGACCCGGGCAGGCAGGCGGGGAGUUUCUGCAGAGAGACUUUUCGGAGACUUAUGAGAGAUACCACGUCGAGACCCUCCAGAAUAUGACCAAGCAAGAACUGGUUAGGGAAUACCUGGAGCUGGAGAAGUGCAUGUCGCGGUUAGAGGAGGAGAACAACUGGCUCCGUCACGCCCGGAGAAACCCCGAGCCCUCUGCGGCUGACAGCGGCACCGCCGCCGCUCACGGCGAUCAGCGCGUCCGGGAGCUGGAGGUUGAGCUGGAGAGACUGAGAACCGAGAAUAACGAGUUAUUACUUAAAACUGGCGGGCCGGGACUCAACCAGUCUCAAACCCAGUGACUGACUCAAUUUCGAUACGUUUUAUUUCUGUUUUACAUGUCAAAUCUAUCUAAUGUUUCUCUGUCUUAUGUAAACAGCAGCAUCUCUGUGGUAGCUAAUACUCUCAUAGCCUAUGACGUCUAAAGGUAAUGUUUUUCUGACAGAACAUUGGUUUAUUAAAAUCUUAUGUGCGGUCCCACAUAUUUGGUCAGUCGAUAAUAAAAUAUGUGUUAAUAACAUUGUUUUGCACUAUUAAAUUGACGGAAUUGAUAGCCCUCAAUGCCUUUUUGUUAUGUAAAUGAUGAAAACAGUCUGACUUCUCGGACUUGUUAAGUUUGCACGAGCCGUUGUCAUGAAGUUACAAAUAACUUCUCUGCUUCUUUGUUUGUUUACCGUAAUGAAUGUCUUAAAGCGCCUUUCAUGAAAAAGACUCAAACUAGAACAGUUAAACAGCGUUUCAGAUUCAUUAUUGAUGGCGCACAUGCUUCAAUGUGUUAAUGCAUGGCAAAUACAGUGUUGUAUACAGUGGAAAACCGUGUACGGUAUUUUAUCGUGCUUUACCCAAAUAUAUCGUCCAUUAAAUUAUUCCACAUUUCAGUUCCAAUUUAUGUACUUUUAUAUGGUGACUGGCGGUUCAAUCACUUGUCCGGAACGGUGUUUUAAAUUCCAAUAUAAGGGGCCGUUCACACAGAACACGUAUUUUUCGCGAUAGACGACGCGUUUGACCGUUUUGCCGUGUUAAGUUAUAAGCACUAGAAACAGUAGAAGGGACGGUUCACCUAAAAAUGAAAAUUCUCAUCACUUGCCUUCAUGCUACCCCAGAUGUGUUUGGCUUUCUUAUGCAGAACACAAAGAUGUUCUGAAGAAUAUCUCCGCUCUGUAGGUCUAUACAAUGCAAGUGAAUGGUUACCAGAAAUUUUAGUCUCCAAAAAGCACAUAAAGGCAUCAUAAAGUUAUCCAUAUGACUCCAGUUAUUAAAUCCAUAUCUUCACAAGCAAUAUGAUGGAUGUGGGUGAAACAUAUACAUUUUUAAGUCCUUUUUAAAAAUGUAUCUCCAAUUUUACGUUCUUUUAUUUUUGCCGUUUCACAUUCUUCAUGCAUAUCACCACCUACUGGGCAGGGAGGUGAUCUGUUUUUCACCUGCACUUAAUGCUUCUGAAGAUUUGGAUUUACCCACUGGAGUCUUAUGUGCUUUUUUGGAGCUUCAAAGUUCUUGCGACCAUUCACUUGCAUUUUAUGGACCUACAGCUGGAAAAUAAAUCGUACACCUAAAACUUACGUACACCUCCGUGAUGUCAUGAGCGUGAGUAAAUGAUGCAUUUUCAUUGUUGUGUGAACUAUUCCUUUUAAAGUCUGACCUGAGACACCUGUGUUGUGUUCUAUUCAUUUUGCUUUUUUUAUAAUGUAAGAACAUGUUUUGUCUGAACAGCCCCUAACUAUUCAUUUGACAUGUCUCCUUAUAUGGACAAACCCAUAAUGUGAUUUUAUAUUAUUAUAACACAACUGUAAGGAUUUCUUGUUUAAUCAAAGAUCUCUCAUUUUGCCUAACAUUCACAAAACCAUUGUUUGUGUGAACGGAUUUUUGUUUUGUCAUUGGUCUGCACCAAAUCCUUUUUUUGGGACAUAUCAGAAAUUUGUCAGUUUGAUAAGAAUUUUCCUCUCUGGAUUUAAAAAACAGUUUGAGCAAUUAUUAUAUGGUUGUAGAAUUGUUAUAACAUAGAAGGUAACUAUAAAUAUUCAUAUGAACCCGAAUCUUUUCAAUAUCGUGUAGGUCUUCUAGGCUUUUUCCGCACACAUGCAUCACACAGACAUAAUAUAUUCUUUAUGUAACAGCACAAAGGAAAACCAGAAUACAGACUAUUGCACAAUGAGUAAGAAACAAUUGAAAACAAAUUAUAUAUAUUAUGUCAUAUUUAUCAUUUGUACACAGAGGUUAACUUAGCAAGAUUUUGUACAUUUGUUACAAAAGUUGAUCUACACAAUCACCCAUAUAUAUAUUUACAUGCACGGGGGGGUAAAAACACACAUAACCAUCAGUAUAGGAGAUUAGAUCACAAGUGGACAUUAAGUUGACAAACACACUUGCUGGUCACAGAAAAUGAACUGUCUUGCACAAGUUUAUCAAAGCUUUUUGGAGUGAAACAUACAGAAGAGCACAGUGAGUUGGUAUUCAAGGACAACAGCUUUGAUAUCUGUUAGUAUGACAAUUCUGCAUGGAGCCUUUUUAAAGGGCAGGUAUUUCUGUGUGAGGCAUAAGAAAAAACUCUUUUUAAGAAACAGUUGGGAGCACUGAAAGGUAUUUUAACAAACUGUUUAACGCAUACAAUUCUCUUUAAGAUUGCUGCACCAGAGACUACAGUAGGUGCCAUAUUGUGCUUGAAAUGAAUGCUGAGCUGGUGUGCAAACCCUUGUUAAUAUAGAAUGAAAACGGUGCUCUGUCAUAUGGUAGUAUGACCUAUAGGCUUUAGUAAUAGGUCAUAGACGCCCUCCACUUUGGAUUCUCACAAAACCUGUCAAGAAUAUGUCCUGGUCAUAUUUAACCUUCAAUAAAAAAUAAAAAUGAAAUUUUAUAUUGUAUAAAGAAAAUUAAGCCUACAUUUACGACCAUUGAUUUUUUUUGUCUUUUGAGAUUCAUUUCAGGACACUUCCCUGAAUUUUACUCUCCAAUUCACAUUAUCGUAAC